AUGCAUAAAUUUGUUAAUGACUUAAUUCAGAAAAAACAAGUCGAACUCAAUGAAAAGGCGAAAACUACAAUUAUUGGGAGUUAUGACACAGAUUGUGUUUCUCAAAAACCUAAAUCUCUAAUUGAAAUUCUAUUAGCAAGCGAACAACAAAUAUCACCUAAAGAAAUACGGGACGAACUUAUAACCAUUAUUAGUGCGGGACAUGAAACAACUGCAAAAUCAAAUUCAUUAAUUAUAUUUAUGCUGGCUCAUCAUCAAGAUGUUCAAAAAAAUGUAUAUCAAGAAAUAAAUUCAAUAUUUUCGGCUGGCGACUUUAACCGAUCACCUACACACGAAGAUUUAUAG
This is a messenger RNA of Adelges cooleyi (spruce gall adelgid), 345 nucleotides long. RefSeq names its product cytochrome P450 4C1-like. The coding region runs from base 1 to 345 and encodes 114 amino acids. Gene Ontology annotation, molecular function: oxidoreductase activity, acting on paired donors, with incorporation or reduction of molecular oxygen; monooxygenase activity; iron ion binding. NCBI's taxonomy places the organism in Eukaryota, Metazoa, Arthropoda, Insecta, Hemiptera, Adelgidae. The transcript has 3 exons. The record is from RefSeq and is a predicted model, not a curated record.